GGUCUUCCAUUAUUACACACAGACCAUAAUAAUAUAGCAAUAGUUUCUUGUCAUACUCUUUUCGUACUUUUUUGUUUGUAAGAAAGAAGAAGGGGGUUAUUAUAAUUUAUAACACAAUUAAUAGGAGUAUAUAAAACAAAAGAGGUGGGUUGAUUUUAUGAGCUGAUGCUGAAAUUGGGUACAUCAAAUAAUAACAUGGAUCUUGGGAAUUCUUGGAAUACUAGUAGCAGUGUCAGCUUCCAUACUUGUUUAAGUAUUAAUUUCAGUUACUUCCAUUCAGCUGCCUUGUUUUUGUCUUUUGGGAGCUCAAUUGCAGUACCUAAAAUGGCCUUAAAUAAUUCCUCCUCCAGUAAACCUUGUUAUGCUGAUGAUUUAAUUCUCAAGUCUUCUUCUUUUUCUUAUUCUUAUUCUUGAAGUAGAAGACUCAAAUUUGAUCACCACUCCCUCUUCAACUGUUUUGUUUUGUUUUCUUUUAUUUGUUUGUUUCUUAGUUUUCUUGAUUGUGUGUCAUCAGCCUUUUUUUGUCUCUUAUAAAAGACCUUUUUGGACUCUAUAAAUCCUAGAGAAAUGCUGUGUGCAUCAUUGCCAGGGUUAGACGGUGGUGCUGUGAAAGCAUCUUCAGCAGCUAUGGCUUCUUUGGAUAUUUACAGCAGGUGUGGUUUUGAUGGUGGUGUUAGAUGUUGGAUUGGGAAUGAAAUAGGAAAGUGGAACAAAUUGGCUGCUGCAACUACAAAGGCACCAAUGAAGAGGAGGUUCAACAUUUCUCCUAUGGCUUCCUCUGCUCUAGCUGAAACCCGAUGUACUUCUAGAGCCAAAUUUUAUCAGGAGGUUCUUAACAAUGCCAGGGAAAAAUUUACCCAGGAGAUUUCUUUCCAAUCCAAGGACAGAGAUAUUUCUCUGGCAAAGGCUUUACUUUAUGUGGCCUCUGAAGACGAGGCAUUUAUGGCUUUCAACGGGGAGAUGGAUGCGUAUUCUCUCCAAAGUGAGAGGAGAUCUGCUUCAUUGCCUUCUGAUGCCACGGAAUGGACAUGCGUGGAGGCCAUGCCUCUUGCUGGAAAGAAUAUGAAUGAGUGGAUGGUUGAGUUGGAUGUCAUUGCUAGAGAAGUGGUGGCAGAGCUAGUUUCGAGAGAAAUAGGAUGCGAUUUGGCUGAAGUUUUGGAUGCAGUGAACAUGGUUCUUUUUAAGUCAAGGGGAUUCAAAAGGUCAUUUGUACUUGUGGAUUCAAAGUGUGCAUACCUGCAUUCAGUGUUAAGCUCUGGAUAUUGUAGUGCAAUUUUGCUUAGCGUCAUUUAUAUUGAAGUCUGUCGAAGACUUAAUCUGACCAUUGUGGGAUCCCGAGUUGGGGAAGAUUUUUUAAUAUGGCCCCAAACUGGAAACCCUGAGGAGCUAUUCAAGGUUAUUUCUGGUCACAGCUUGUUUGGUAUUGUUAAUGGCAAGUGUGUCGACGACCCUAGAUCAAGGGCUUCUGACAUCAAUAGUAAUUCGUUGCCGGGGCUUGAGUUAGCAACAAACCGAGAUAUUAUCGGAAUAGCUUUGGCUAAUUUGAUGAGGCUUCACUGGAAACGUGCUUCAAGAGCAAAUCAUGGUUUGAUGCUGACUUCUCCCCUUAGAUCCGUUGAUCAUGCAGAUGAUAAGUCUAAUUGUCUGAAUGUCCCAUUGUUGCGGCCUCAAGAUUUGAGGCUGGCCAUUAUGGCUUCAGAAAGAUUGCUCAUUCUGCAGCCACACAAUUGGGCUCUAAGGAGAGACCAUGGCAUGAUGUUGUAUUAUAGUAGGGAAUACGAAGAGGCAGUUCAGGAGCUUAGCAUUUGUAUGGCCUUUGCCCCAGAAGAAGAGGCACAAGUUCUGGAACCUUUUGUUGAGAAAUUACACUUGUUGCGGGUUGAAUCAUCUUGGAAAGAAAGGCCAUUUAACAGUUUCUUGAAUUGUUUGUAGAAAAGCUGUAGCUGUUUCUGCUUUAAGUUUGUAUUAAGAGCACAGCCAGUACUACUUAGUCUGUAAUCUCUUUUUUUUGACUUCUGUAAAUAUAUUCCUUAGACAAGCUAAAGUUGCAUCCUUUCUAUAUUGAGUUGAAUAA
Messenger RNA from Nicotiana tabacum (common tobacco), 2074 nucleotides. RefSeq lists its product as uncharacterized. Lineage: Eukaryota; Viridiplantae; Streptophyta; Magnoliopsida; Solanales; Solanaceae. The record is from RefSeq and is a predicted model, not a curated record.